Molecule: messenger RNA, 5692 nt
Organism: Xenopus laevis (African clawed frog)
Lineage: Eukaryota; Metazoa; Chordata; Amphibia; Anura; Pipidae
Gene: adcy5.L
Product: adenylate cyclase type 5
Exons: 23
Coding region: 966-4577 (1203 amino acids)
Source: RefSeq, a predicted model, not a curated record
CAAACCAUAGCUCGACCAAUCAGAGCCCGUGGGAAAUCCGUGACAGGAGGGUUGGACCAAUGGGCGGACGGGGAGGCGGUACCAGUCCCGAAGUCCCACUGAAUGGGAGUACAAAGAGCGGUGAGGAAGGCUGGAUCAGACAUCUGACUCGUUCCUACGAGAGACUCAGCAGCCGGGCACAGCAAUGCUGGGAAAUGAAGGACGGACUAUGUCUUCUGCUGACCCCAUCCCCAUGCCUCUCAGCAUCUCCUCCGUGGCUCGGCCCCUUCAGCAUCACACACUGUUUACACUGCUGACAUAGGGGGCUCCAAGCUCUUCAUUCUUCUUGUUAUCAGUUACUCCCAGACUCUGCUGGAAAUACGGGGUUAAUGCCACUGUCUCCUCUUCUUCCUCCCACUGGGACAUCUGAUGUUUAUUUGGACUUGGCAUGUAUCCAUGGGUUAUUUCUCUGCCUUACAGGUGGGCUCUGGACACCCUUCUCCCACCUGAAGCAAAUUCUGAGCUAAAACUACAGUAUUUCUUCCCCUUUCUCUGGAUUUGCUAAUUAAAGGAUUUGCUUCCAAUACCCCGAGGGGCUGAUAGCGGAUUGAAAUUCCUGCCGGGAUUAAGCCAACAUCUGUCAUAUCUUUUGGAGGGAGGGUGGUGCUUUUUUGGGCUUGUUUCUGAAUUUAUAUAUUUCCAUAUGUAACUUCCAGGAAUGCCGUGCACCUUUCUCCAGUAUUCGGGACUGAGAUAGGGGGAAUUGUGUUUAGAUUGACACUGAACCCUAUGCCGCUCAGUGAAAUCCUGGCACAUAAAAAUGAAGACCCAAGAAACGAACUGACCUGAUCUUGUUGGAUUACAAAUUGGUGGUACUUUUGGUUCCGUGGGAUGUGAUGAGUAUAGAUGUUACCUUUCACUAGGAUUAACUGUUCUAACGCUAUGUAACCCAAGCAAAGAGGAAGUGGGUGGCACGUGAUUUGAACAUGUCUAGGUCUAACAGCGUGAGCCCACCAGGAUUUGGGGUUCCUGUGCUCCGAGCAGGCACAGAACACAAAUCAGCCUGGGGAGAAUCAGAGUCCAGGGCUAAUGGAUAUCCAUAUUCCAGCAGAUCCUCCAGGAAGAAAACCUCUCGGAUGAUGGGUUUGUGGAGGAGCGAUGAAGAUUACGAGCUACAACAAGGAAACCACUCUUCAGGGGACAGCAAGGUGAACUUCAAGUCCAAGUCCGCUUGGCAAGAUCAAGGGGAGGAGGUCCGUAACAACAACAAACCGGGCCCACCUGGCCAGAAGCCUCAGGACACAGAGGUAAGGCCAAAAUCUGUGGAACUUGGCUUGGAUGAAAAGAAGAGCAAGUUAAAAGAAGAAUGGGUGGACAAUGGAUCCGAAUUUCAUUUCUCAGUGGGGGGGUGUUGCAACGGCGUGCUACAGAUCUUCAGGUCCAAGAAAUUCCAAUCGGACAAGCUGGAGCGGCUCUACCAACGCUACUUCUUCCGUCUGAACCAGAGUAGCCUCACUAUGCUCAUGUCCGUGCUCAUUCUUGUCUGCCUGGUCAUGUUGACUUUCCACUGUGUCCUGAAGGAGUACUGUGUGGCAUAUGUGGUGGUCCUAACCGUAGCCAUUUUCAUCAUUGUUGUACUCAUAGCCAUUUGCAACCGCAACAGUUUCCAUCAGGACUACAUGUGGAUUGCUUGCUACACCAUUAUCCUGGUGCUCUUUAUGGUACAAAUCGUUGGAGUUCUACUGCAGAGACCCCGCAGUGCCUCCGAUGGAAUCUGGUGGACCGUUUUCUUUAUCUACACAAUCUACACCUUGUUACCUGUCCGCAUGAGAGCUGCCGUGAUCAGUGGGAUUAUCUUAUCAGUCAUCCACCUUGCCAUUUCCAUCAAGAUCAAUGGCAGCGAUGAGUUCUUGUUCAAGCAGCUUGCGUCCAAUAUCCUCAUCUUCUCCUGCACAAACAUUGUGGGGAUCUGCACGCACUACCCCGCCGAAGUUUCCCAAAGACAAGCGUUCCAAGAGACCCGAGAGUGUAUUCAAGCCCGACUGCACUCACAGAGAGAGAACCAGCAACAGGAGCGACUCUUGUUGUCCGUGCUUCCACGCCACGUUGCUAUGGAGAUGAAGGCCGACAUUAACGCCAAGCAGGAAGACAUGAUGUUCCACAAGAUUUACAUCCAGAAGCACGACAAUGUGAGCAUCCUCUUUGCCGAUAUAGAGGGAUUCACCAGCCUGGCAUCUCAGUGCACCGCACAGGAACUGGUCAUGACUCUAAAUGAACUCUUUGCCCGAUUCGACAAACUGGCAGCUGAGAAUCACUGCUUGCGGAUCAAGAUUUUGGGGGACUGUUAUUACUGCGUAUCAGGAUUACCGGAAGCACGUGCAGACCACGCUCACUGCUGUGUAGAGAUGGGACUGGAUAUGAUAGAGGCAAUAUCGCUUGUGCGAGAAGUGACCGGGGUGAACGUGAAUAUGCGAGUGGGAAUUCACAGUGGCCGCGUUCAUUGUGGCGUCUUGGGGCUGCGAAAGUGGCAGUUUGACGUUUGGUCAAACGAUGUGACAUUAGCCAAUCAGAUGGAAGCUGGAGGCAAAGCAGGUCGCAUUCACAUCACAAAGGCAACUCUAAACUAUCUGAAUGGAGAUUAUGAGGUGGAACCGGGUGCUGGAGGGGAGAGGAACCUGUACUUGAAGAAGCACAACAUAGAGACCUUCCUUAUAGUGCGAUGCAGUCAGAAGCGGAAAGAAGAAAAGGCCAUGAUUGCAAAAAUGAACCGACAGCGUACUAACUCCCUAGGCCAAAAUCCAGCUCACUGGGCCAUGGACCGCCCAUUCUACAACCACCUGGGAUCAAAUCAGGUCUCCAAGGAAAUGAAAAGGAUGGGAUUUGAAGACCCUAAAGACAAGAACACACAGGAGAACAUGAACCCAGAGGAUGAGGUGGAUGAGUUUUUAGGCCGAGCUAUCGAUGCACGGAGCAUAGACCGUUUGCGCUCAGAGCAUGUGCGAAAGUUUCUUCUCACUUUCCGGGAACCCGACCUGGAGAAAAAGUAUUCCAAACAGGUGGACGAUCGUUUUGGGGCGUAUGUCGCUUGUGCUUUCCUUGUCUUCCUCUUUAUCUGCUUUGUUCAGAUCACCAUUGUGCCACAUUCCACUUUCAUGCUGGGCUUUUAUGUGGCCUGUUUCCUGAUUCUUACUACAGUCCUGACCGUCUCGCUCAUCUACUCCUGCAUCAAGCUUUUUCCGUCCCCCCUUCAGACAUUGUCCAGAAAGAUUGUCCAGUCCAGAGCCAACAGCACAGCCGUGGGAAUCUUUGCCAUCAUCCUGGUCUUUCUCUCUUCCUUUAUUAACAUGUUCCUGUGCAGCACUGUGAAUCUGUUUAGCUGUGUGGCCUCUGAAUACAGUAUCCCAGUGGCCAAUGUUACGCCCUGUCUGCUCAGAAACCUGUCCCAGAACUACAGCCUGGCCACUCUGAGUGGGUUCUGUGGGGAUCCAGCUCCAAACUGCAACUUUCCAGAGUAUUUCACCUAUUGCAUCCUCCUGAGCCUCCUGGCUUGCUCUGUGUUCCUUCAGAUCAGCAGCAUUGGGAAGCUCAUCCUCAUGUUCAUCAUUGAGCUGAUCUACAUCCUUAUCGUGGAGAUUCCGCAGGUUACGCUCUUUGAUAACGCGGAUCUGCUUGUGGCUGCCAAUGAUAUCCAGUGGGCCAGUCCUGUACUUAACUGGCUGCUAGCCAAUCAGAACAGGAAAAGCACGGGGGGGAUGCCCAGGGUGCCCCUGAAGAUUGUCACCCCCAUAAUCCUAACAGUGUUUGUGCUGGCGCUGUAUCUCCAUGCUCAGCAAGUGGAAUCCACUGCACGACUGGACUUCCUAUGGAAGCUGCAGGCCACAGAGGAGAAGGAAGAGAUGGAGGAACUCCAGGCCUACAACAGGCGGCUGCUUCACAAUAUCCUUCCAAAGGAUGUGGCGGCUCACUUCCUGGCACGGGAACGGCGCAAUGAUGAGCUCUAUUACCAGUCCUGCGAGUGCGUGGCCGUCAUGUUUGCCUCCAUCAGCAACUUCUCCGAGUUCUACGUGGAACUUGAGGCCAACAAUGAGGGUGUGGAAUGUCUGCGACUCCUUAACGAGAUCAUUGCUGACUUCGAUGAGAUCAUCAGUGAGGAUGAUUUCCGGCAGUUAGAGAAGAUCAAGACUAUUGGGAGCACGUACAUGGCGGCUUCGGGGCUCAACGACUCGACGUAUGACAAAGUGGGAAAGUCGCAUAUUAAAGCUCUGGCAGAUUAUGCAAUGAGAAUGAUGGAUCAGAUGAAAUACAUUAAUGAGCAUUCCUUCAACAACUUCAAGAUGAAGAUCGGGCUGAACAUUGGACCAGUAGUAGCGGGUGUUAUCGGAGCAAGGAAGCCACAAUAUGACAUUUGGGGGAACACUGUUAACGUGGCCAGUAGGAUGGACAGUACUGGGGUGCCUGAACGAAUCCAAGUGACGGCAGAUCUCCAGCAGGUUCUAGCGGCGAAUAAUUACAAGCUGGAGUGCAGGGGCGUGGUUAAAGUGAAGGGCAAGGGGGAAAUGAUGACUUAUUUCCUAAACAACGGGCCCACCAGCAGUUAGCCAAAAAGGAGAAACUCUGCCGAGCAAGAGGCAUCUGUUACCCAUGCCGAGCACUGCCCACGAGAAUUGCAACAGCCAAACCCCACCCCAAGAUGGGGCCAUUCCUUAAAUGACCAAAGAUAUAAAAAGGGGACCCACCUUGCGUGGAUAAGGGAGUGGACUGAGGACUUUAUUUAUUUAUUGAUAUUUUCCUCCAUGAAGGAACCCAAGGAAUGUAUCAUGACUGCACUUUGCACGCAGUAUCAAGGAUAUUUAUAUAUUUACUGAUGGUAAAGUGGCCUUGUGGAUAAAGUGUCUGUUAACGAUCUGGACUCGUUACCCCAAUGGUGGGACGUCAGUAUUUAUUAUACUGCUUUCUUGCGCUCACUGUCCACAUGGCGACACAAGACUGCGAGAGACCGGACGCGUGUCUUUAUUUUGUACAUUUUAUCUUUUUUGUAAUAUCUUGAGUGUGAAAAUCCAACUAAUUUACAGAUUCUAUAUUUUGUACAUUGUAUACAGGUGGGAGUGGAGCGUUGCACACUAGAGUGACCCACCUACCUGAGAUUUAGACUUGGCGGUUUUCAACAACGCAAUAUACAGCACAGCAGAACGGUCAGUUAAAUUCAUCCAUAUUCAACUAGCUCUCACUGAAAGGGGAUACAUCUAUUUCUGGGGGGAAAAGAAAAUUUAACCUUUUAAAAAAAAGACCAGAGUAAAAUAAAAGUGAUCACAGAAGCCUAACUGGUUACAGGAUCAUAUUCUCUCCAUCCAUUGUUGGACUUCAACUCCCAGUAUACACAGCCAGCCUUUGGGGUUGUCACUGAGAUCUCUGCGUGAAUAAGGGUCUGUGGCACAGCUGCUGUAUGUCGCUGUGAUGCAAACCAGCCAAGCCACGGUAACAUAGGGAUAUAUAUAUAUAUAUAUAUAUAUAUUGGCCCACAUUGGUUUCUUUAUUGUAAUAUUCAUGUUAUUUCAUUUCCCACCACUUGGCCUUCAUUUCAUUCUGCUCCUCGCAAACCUACUUACCCACCCACCUGCCUGCGCAUCUUGCUUGCUGCGGACUCCUCCAAAAUAAACUGCAUUGGUUCUGUUAUUUUAUUGGGUGGUUGGUGCAAUAAAGAUUUUUAAAUGGA